GUGGUAGCUGACGCUGCUCCAGCCGUAAGUGUUUCUGCGCAAGCAGAUGUCGUAUUAGGAGGAUGCCCCCCAAUGCCCUGGGGGGGGACAGCAACUGUACUGCCUCAUCCUCACACACAGCCAGCGGUGCAAAAGGGUUGCCCGCAAGGCGAGCAAGUACAAGACGUGUGGUGCGGCAUCAAGUGCAGAUGGAUUUACCGCCACGUGCUCGAAGAUUGGAGGCAGGCCGCGCUGUGGGGGCCGGCGGUGGCCCUGCCGUACGCUGCGAUGGCCGCCUGGUGCGCGUGGCGGCGCAGCAGUUUCCAGGCGGGCCUGCCGCUGCACCGCUGGACGUGGCGCUUCGGGGCGGUCGCGGCCGCGACCGCGGCCCUCUUCGCCUCGCAGCUGCCGUGGUCCGCGGGGUGCCACGCCCACCACGUGAUCGCGCCACUGCUCAGCGCUAUUUCUCUGGUGUUUCUGGGCGCUCUGAAGGUCAUCCAGCAGAUCCUCGUCGCGCACAAGCUCGAGGAGCUCCGCUGCGGGCGGCUGGCUCGGACCGUCCGCGCUCUUUCGGUCGCGGCCCUGCUGAGCUUGGUCGCGUGUCCUGCGACUCGGGUGCUGCAGUGGCAUGCGGCCAUCACAGAGGCCUUCGGGGAUGCCAUGGGGCUCUGCUACGCGCUGGCCUGCAUCUCUGGCCUCUGGGGCCUGCUGGGUACCGCAGGACGUGCGGCGCUGUCUAGUCGCGGCGCGAAGAGGCGCGGGGCCUGCUUCAUCCUUCUGUCGGCCGCGACCCUGGCGUUUUCAUUUGCUUGCACAAUUUGCAUGUUAUUGAAUGUCGACAUUCGUACGUCUUAUAAUGUGUCCAGGCAGGUCGUGUUUUAUGAUCACUGGUUCUGGGUCGCCGACGCGAUGAUUGACUGCAUCAGCGUGGCCCUCUGCUCGGGGCUGGCCGGGCCAACCUCGCUGCAGGUUCUGGCGCGGGAUGCCUUCGCGGCCAUCAACUCCUACGACCACGACCAGCUCCAGGGGUUCUACGAGAAGUACCUCGAGUAUCUGGACAGGGCGCAGGUGAAGUGGGUGCGUUGCGGCUACCUGCGGCGCCUGGUGGCGGCUGGGCACAUCAUGCCGCGGUGCCAGGAGGUGCCGCGCGACCAGGCAGUUCUUGGCAGUAAUGGGUUCCCGCUCGUCCGGGACGGGCCGAAAGCGAGAUUCGUGUUGUCGCACCCGUGGUUGUCGAAGGAACACCCAGAUCCCACGGGGGCGAAGUUGAGGAUGCUGGUUCGUCAGCUCGACAUGUUGCUGGCCGGCGACGAUGACGCGAUCUUCAUCGACUACUUGAGCUUGCCCCAGAACGACAAGCAGAACCCUGAGCUGCGGCGGCUGGAGCUGGAGCAGAGGACUUCCGAGCCCGGCAAGCACCCAGCCGUGCGCACAGAGGCAGAGGAGGCGCAGUUCAAGGUGGCGCUUUCGGCCAUGGAGCAGAUCUACAGCAUCGGCAAGACGCGGGUGAUUGUGCUGCCCAUGGGCAGCGCCGUCGAGAGGGGCAGGGAAUACAUUUCCAGGGGGUGGUGUUUUCUGGAGUUCUGCCUUGCCAUGUCCUUCGGCAACAUUGCGAAUGCCGAGAUCCACGAGCCAGUCAGGCGCCUCGUCGAGGAUGUCCAAGCAAAAGAUGGUGACACGAUUGAUGGGUUCGCGAGGCGUUCAAGGGCACACACUUCACCAACAAGGGCGACGCUGACCUCGUCCUUGGACUUUUCGAGAAUAUGCUGAACUUGGGAGCUCGCAGGCGAGGGAGUCCCGCACCAUGCUGAAUCAGGAGGGGAAAACCGCACAGACAAUGAAUCGCCGAUUCCCAGAGGAAAACAUGGGCAACUGUGGGUAGUGGGGGAGAAGACAA
Molecule: messenger RNA, 1876 nt
Organism: Prorocentrum cordatum
Lineage: Eukaryota; Dinophyceae; Prorocentrales; Prorocentraceae
Source: the annotation of a GenBank genome assembly